Messenger RNA from Colletotrichum higginsianum IMI 349063, 999 nucleotides. RefSeq lists its product as uncharacterized. The coding region runs from base 1 to 999 and encodes 332 amino acids. The record is from RefSeq and is a predicted model, not a curated record. Lineage: Eukaryota; Fungi; Ascomycota; Sordariomycetes; Glomerellales; Glomerellaceae. The transcript has a single exon.
AUGGCGGCUAGUGCGACCCUCGACCGGAUGCCAGUCAUCCCUGAGGAAAAGGAGGACGAGGAAUGGGAGGAUGCCAGCUCCUCCUCGGACGACAACCAUAUCGAAGGUAGCCAAGAUGGCAAAAGCGACGACAAUGACGGAGACGACGAACACAUUCUGCCUCCUCCAGAGCUCCUCUUAUCCCACGAGACGGCUCGAGCCCCCUCUCCUCCCGCCCAUGCGCCGCGCCACCGCCUCCUGUACCGUUCGCAAGGAUGGGAUACCCAGAUCUACAUGCUCAAGAACGGCAAAGUCCUCAAGGAGCGCGCGUCGUAUCCCAAACUCAGCCAGGGCUACUUCGGCGCCGACGCAAUGAGCCAUGUGCUCCGGCACUGGUCCCGCGUGCUGCCCGAGCAGCUCCAGGAGAUUCUCGGCCCCGACCACCCGUACCUCGCGCGCGUCGCCGUCGCCAUGGCGCCCCGCCAGCGCAUGCUCAUCCGCGGCAGCGACGACUCGGAUCACCUCCCCGAUCAGCUCAUCGAGUCGAUCCCCAAGAUGCAAGGCCGGCUCGUCAUGGAUCGCGUGCGACCGGUCAAGCCGACCGUCGUCCGCGUCCUCAUCGAAGAGAUCGUUGGCCCCGAGCACCGGCGUAGGGCCUACACAACACCCGAAAACUUCAGCCUCCACCCCAAGGCCUGGCUCGGCUUCGAGCAGCCGCCGGCGGUCCGCGACAUGCUGCGAAACUAUCCGAACCUCACGGUGCGGCCCGCGUAUCUCGACCAGCUCGUCAAGUUCAUCGGACGGCGCGGGGUCCUCGAGCUCGCGAGGGAGAUGGGUACGGCGCUGGCGGUGAUCCACUACGACCUCAACAAGGACGCCCACUACGUCAAGUUCCGGCUCGGCUACAACCACGUGCUCGACAGGGUCCACCUCUGGCUGUGCGGGCUGGGCAGCAUGGGGGACCUCAAGGUCAACGACGCGGGCGACGGCUUCGUGGGAGAUCCUGCUGGUUAUGUCUAG